This is a messenger RNA of Bradysia coprophila, 921 nucleotides long. Its product is annotated as juvenile hormone acid O-methyltransferase-like. The record is from RefSeq and is a predicted model, not a curated record. NCBI's taxonomy places the organism in Eukaryota, Metazoa, Arthropoda, Insecta, Diptera, Sciaridae.
GACACAGCACAGUUAAUUUACAAGCCUCGAUACACUUAUUGUUUCAAUAAUAAAAGUGAGGAUGAAUGAUCCAUUCAUAUACAAACAUUGGAAUCCUUUACGACAGAAUGAAGGUGAAAUAUUGAAAAAGUAUUCGAAAAUGAUCAAAUGGAGAACAGACGGACUGGAUUCUGUAAUGGACAUUGGAUGUGCUGGUGGUGAUAUAACGAAUGAUUGCAUAGUGCCUCUGCUACCGGAAAAUUUUACUCGACUCAUUGGGGUCGACGUUAGUGAAUCGAUGGUUCAAUUUGCCAAUGAAAAUUUUGCUACAUCGAAAGUGUCGUUUGAUAAACUGGAUAUCGGUGACGAUAUUAGCGAAUUUUUAAACAAUCAUGAACCAUUCGAUCAUCUCUUUUCUCUUUUAUGUCUACACUUGAUUCCUGAUCAGAGGCUUGCAGUAGAAAAUAUUUACAAAUUGUUGAAGCCAACGGGAGACUGUCUUCUCUUUAUUAUCGCCGAGCAAAGACUCUUUGACAUGUACUACGAUUUGUAUGAUAAAUGGAAGCAAUAUUUACCGAUGGUGGACAAUUUCAUAUCGCCAUACUACCAUCGAGUCAAUCCGGUGGAAAUGUUAACAAAUUUAUUGGAAAGAGCCGGUUUUCAGCCGAAUUGCGUUGAGAUGGUGAAGACAACUGUUUACUACAAGGACAUAAAUUGCUACAGAAAUGCAACCGAAUCGUUCAUGCCAUUUAUUUCGAAAAUUCCGACUGAACUUCGAAAAGAAUUUUCCGAUGAUAUGAUACGAUUGGCUCUUUCUUACAACAGCAAACCUUUGCCUGAAGGCGUCAUCGUGGAAAUGCCGUUUCAAUGUUUGAUUGCAUAUGCAUGCAAGAGAGUGUAAGAGCUUCCCAAUUGACAAAUAAUAUGAAAAUAAAUUUUUGG